ACUUUUGAAAGUGCCGAAAGUUAAGAGAAAAACACAAAUAAUAUGAUUGACCUGACUGAAAAUCUUUUUUGACAUCCACUAAUAGUGUCCGCGUACAUCUUAAUUCGCAUAAAAAAAAGAGUGAUGUUUUUUAGAGACGAAUGUCAGUUACCGAGAGAGGCAUUAUUUAUGCCGAAACUAUGGAAGGUGGACGUCCAAAACUUGGAGGCCUUAUGGAUCCAAGACAAGGCGUCAUUGAAAGAAAUUCACGAUGUCAAACCUGUGCUGGCAACAUGACUGAGUGCCCGGGACACUUUGGCCACAUAGAUCUUGCCAAGCCCGUUUUCCAUAUUGCUUUCAUCACCAAAACGAUUAAAAUUCUGAGAUGCGUAUGUUUCUUCUGUUCAAAAAUGUUGGUCAGUCCCCAAAAUCCAAAAAUCAAAGAAAUAGUCAUGAAAUCCAAAGGUCAACCACGAAAGCGUUUGACUUUCGUUUACGAUCUAUGCAAAAGUAAAAAAAUAUGCGAAGGAGGUGACGAAAUGGAUAUCAAUAAAGAUGGUUUAGUGCUGGAUCCGAACAAAAAGUUGAGCCACGGUGGCUGUGGCAGAUAUCAGCCAAAUUUACGCAGAUCUGGCUUGGACAUCACAGCGGAAUGGAAGCAUGUGAACGAAGAUACGCAAGAAAAAAAAAUCGCACUAACUGCCGAACGAGCUUGGGAAAUUCUCAGGCACAUAACAGACGAGGAGUCGUUCAUUCUGGGAAUGGAUCCCAAGUUCGCGAGGCCGGAUUGGAUGAUAAUAACCGCCUUACCGGUGCCACCGCUUUCGGUCAGACCAGCAGUAGUAAUGUACGGCUCGGCUAGGAAUCAGGACGAUUUAACGCAUAAGCUCUCGGAUAUCAUCAAGUCGAACAAUGAAUUGGUGAAGAACGAGCAGUCCGGUGCAGCUGCUCAUAUUUUACACGAAAACUUGAAAAUGUUGCAAUUUCACGUCGCCACGCUGGUCGACAACGACAUGCCUGGUAUGCCAAGGGCCAUGCAAAAAUCUGGAAAGCCACUCAAAGCUAUCAAAGCUCGCUUGAAAGGCAAAGAGGGUCGAAUCAGAGGCAAUCUAAUGGGAAAGCGCGUCGAUUUUUCAGCGAGAACCGUCAUUACGCCAGAUCCAAAUUUGAGAAUUGAUCAAGUCGGCGUCCCUCGAAGCAUCGCGCAAAACCUCACUUUCCCGGAAAUCGUCACACCCUGCAACAAGAACCUCAUGAAGGAACUCGUGCAAAGAGGCAAUACCCGUUAUCCCGGGGCCAAAUACAUCAUCAGAAAUAAUGGCGAUCGUAUCGACUUGCGCUUUCAUCCAAACCCAUCGGAUCUACAUUUGGAGUACGGUUACAAAGUUGAGAGACAUAUCAGGGAUGGUGAUUUAGUUAUUUUCAAUCGCCAACCCACUCUUCACAAAAUGAGUAUGAUGGGCCAUAGAGUCAAAGUUUUACCUUGGAGUACGUUCCGUAUGAAUUUAAGUUGCACCUCGCCUUAUAACGCCGACUUCGAUGGGGACGAAAUGAACUUGCACGUACCUCAAUCAAUGGAAACCAGAGCGGAAGUGGAAAAUAUUCACGUCACUCCUCGUCAAAUUAUAACCCCACAAGCCAAUAAACCAGUCAUGGGUAUCGUCCAGGAUACUUUGACAGCUGUUCGGAAGAUGACAAAGAGAGACGUGUUUAUCGAUAAAGAACAAAUGAUGAACCUUCUCAUGUUCUUACCAAACUGGGAUUGCAAGAUCCCCAAGCCGUGCAUCCUCAAACCUAAACCUCUUUGGACUGGCAAACAGUUAUUUUCCCUAAUUAUUCCAGGAAAUGUGAAUAUGAUACGAACACACAGUACACACCCAGAUGAAGAAGACGAUGGGCCGUAUAAGUGGAUUUCACCGGGUGACACUAAAGUUAUGGUUGAACACGGGGAAUUGAUAAUGGGCAUUUUGUGUAAAAAAACACUCGGUACUUCGGCCGGUUCCUUGUUACAUAUUUGCAUGCUGGAAUUGGGACACGAUGUGUGUGGUAAAUUCUAUGGCAAUAUUCAAACUGUUAUCAAUAAUUGGUUGUUGUACGAGGGACAUUCCAUUGGUAUUGGCGAUACCAUUGCUGAUCCUCAAACCUAUAUGGAAAUUCAGAAAGCUAUUAAAAAGGCCAAAGAAGAUGUCAUAGAGGUUAUUCAGAAAGCUCAUAAUAUGGAGCUUGAGCCAACACCUGGCAAUACUCUUCGUCAGACUUUCGAAAACCAAGUAAACAGAAUCCUCAACGAUGCUCGUGAUAAAACUGGAGGAUCUGCGAAAAAAUCUUUGACUGAAUACAACAAUCUUAAGGCUAUGGUGGUAUCAGGGUCUAAGGGAUCAAACAUCAAUAUUUCUCAAGUUAUUGCUUGCGUAGGACAACAGAACGUAGAAGGUAAACGAAUACCAUUUGGUUUUCGUAAACGUACUUUGCCCCAUUUCAUCAAGGACGACUAUGGUCCGGAAUCCAAAGGCUUCGUGGAAAAUUCUUAUUUAGCUGGACUGACACCAUCGGAAUUUUAUUUUCAUGCUAUGGGAGGUCGCGAAGGUCUUAUUGAUACUGCUGUAAAAACUGCCGAAACUGGUUACAUUCAGCGUCGUUUAAUUAAGGCUAUGGAGUCCGUGAUGGUUCACUACGACGGUACGGUCAGAAACUCCGUUGGCCAACUCAUUCAGUUACGUUACGGCGAAGACGGCCUAUGCGGAGAAACUGUUGAAUUUCAAAAUUUACCUACUAUAAAACUUAGUAAUAAGGCUUUCGAGAAAAAGUUCAAGUUCGAUCCGAGCAAUGAGAGAUAUCUCAGGCGCAUAUUUAAUGAGGAAAUCGUUCGAGAAAUGAUGGGCUCUGGGGAAGUAGUGUCAGAAUUGGAACGAGAGUGGGAACAACUUAACAAAGACAGGGCAGCUCUGCGGGAAAUUUUUCCAAGUGGCGAAUCAAAAGUUGUACUUCCUUGCAAUUUACAGCGAAUGAUAUGGAAUGUGCAAAAAAUCUUCCGCAUCAACAAACGAGCUCCAACUGAUUUGAGCCCGAUGAAAGUAAUUCAAGGAGUCAAAGAACUUUUGGACAAGUGCGUAAUUGUAGCAGGUGAAGAUCGACUGAGUAAGCAAGCCAAUGAAAAUGCAACAUUGCUCUUUCAAUGCUUGGUGCGAUCGACUCUGUGCACCAAAGUCGUUUCGGAAGAAUUUAGACUGUCUAGCGAAGCUUUCGAAUGGUUGAUAGGAGAAAUCGAAACUAGAUUUCAGCAAGCGCAGGUUGUACCCGGUGAGAUGGUUGGUGCUUUAGCCGCUCAAUCCUUAGGUGAGCCGGCCACACAGAUGACAUUGAAUACAUUCCAUUUCGCUGGAGUAUCUUCUAAGAACGUAACUCUCGGAGUGCCACGACUGAAGGAAAUCAUCAACAUCAGUAAAAAGCCCAAAGCGCCUUCUUUGACCGUUUUUCUCACUGGAGCCGCCGCCAGAGAUGCCGAAAAAGCAAAGAACGUUCUUUGCCGGCUCGAGCAUACAACUCUCAAAAAAGUUACUGCAAAUACGGCAAUUUAUUAUGAUCCUGAUCCUCAAAAUACGGUAAUUUCUGAAGAUCAAGAAUUCGUCAAUGUGUACUACGAGAUGCCGGACUUUGAUCCUACGAAAAUCUCACCUUGGUUACUACGUAUCGAGCUCGAUCGCAAAAGAAUGACGGAUAAAAAGUUGACGAUGGAGCAGAUAGCCGAGAAAAUUAAUGCAGGCUUUGGCGACGAUUUGAAUUGCAUAUUCAACGACGAUAACGCCGAAAAACUCGUUCUCCGAAUUCGUAUCAUGAACAGCGAAGACAAUAAAUUUACCGAUGCGUCUGACAUGGAAGACGCUGUUGAUAAAAUGGAAGACGAUAUGUUUCUUCGUUGCAUCGAAGCCAAUAUGCUAAGCGACAUGACUCUGCAGGGCAUUGAGGCAAUCGGCAAAGUAUACAUGCACUUGCCUCAAACUGAUGCGAAGAAAAGAAUCAUCAUAACGGAGACAGGCGAGUUCAAAGCAAUUGCCGAAUGGUUGCUCGAAACGGACGGCACAAGUUUAAUGAAAGUACUGAGUGAACGCGAUGUUGACCCAGUGCGAACCUUCUCCAAUGAUAUUUGCGAGAUAUUUCAAGUACUGGGCAUCGAAGCUGUAAGAAAAUCCGUCGAGAAAGAGAUGAACGCUGUGCUGCAAUUCUAUGGACUGUACGUCAACUACCGUCACUUGGCCUUGCUUUGCGACGUCAUGACCGCCAAAGGACAUCUCAUGGCCAUUACUCGCCAUGGCAUUAACAGACAAGACACAGGCGCCCUUAUGAGGUGUUCUUUCGAAGAAACAGUCGAUGUGUUAGUGGAUGCAGCUUCGCACGCCGAAGUCGAUCCCAUGAGAGGUGUAUCGGAAAACAUAAUUAUGGGUCAGUUACCUCGGAUCGGUACUGGUUGCUUCGAUCUUUUACUCGAUGCAGAAAAAUGUAAACAGGGUAUUGAGAUCCCCUUAGAUCCAGAUGCCAACAUACUGGGUAGUACGGGUAUUUUCUUCAGCAGCGCCAGUACACCUAGUAUGAGUCCGUCGGGCUUCAAAACUCCUUGGCUAGGAGAAACUCCUGGAUAUGGGGGCAUAGGAAUGUCUCCUAGCUUAGGUAGUGGAAUGACGCCUGGAGGGGCCUGUUUUUCUCCAUCCGGACAAUCCGACGCGUCUGGCUUAUCUCCCGCUUACGCUUUUUCGCCUCAACCGGGAAGUCCUGGCAGUCCUGGACCAAGUAUGAGUCCUUAUCCAAUGUCACCAGCCAGUGGCGCUUCUCCGAGCUAUUCGCCAACGAGUCCGGCUUACCAAUUGCCAAUGUCGCCAAGCAUGACACCGUCGAGCCCUACUUACUCACCAACUUCACCGAAUUACUCGCCAACUAGUCCAAAUUACUCACCAACGAGUCCAAGUUACUCUCCAACUAGCCCAAGUUACUCUCCAACUAGUCCGAGCUACUCACCAACGAGUCCUAGCUAUUCACCAACAUCCCCGAGUUAUUCUCCAACGAGCCCUAGCUAUUCUCCCACGAGUCCCAGUUAUUCUCCGACUAGUCCUAGUUACUCACCAACGAGUCCGAGUUACUCGCCAACGUCACCCAGUUAUUCCCCAACUAGUCCCAGCUACUCCCCGACUAGUCCAAGUUACUCACCUACGAGUCCAAGUUACUCUCCAACUUCACCUAGUUAUUCGCCGACGAGUCCUAGUUACUCACCCACAAGCCCUAGUUACUCGCCAACGUCACCAAGUUAUUCACCGACUAGCCCAAGCUACUCACCUACGAGUCCCAGUUAUUCUCCUACUUCACCGAGUUAUACGCCCGUUUCUCCUUCGUACUCGCCAUCUUCUCCCAAGUAUUCUCCGACUUCGCCGAGUUACUCUCCCACCUCGCCAUCGUUCGCUGGUACUUCCCCGCAAUACACUCCAACUUCUCCCACUUAUUCGCCCACGAGUCCCUCGUACUCGCCAACAUCUCCAAGUUAUUCGCCAAGUUCCCCACAGCAUAGUGGAAGUACGAAAUAUUCACCGAGCAGCCCUAAUUAUUCUCCGACAUCUCCGACUUAUUCUCCAGGAAGUACCAAAUACUCUCCUACGUCACCAACCUACUCGCCAACUAGUCAUUCUUAUUCACCGACAUCGCCAAGUUAUUCUCCGACUUCUCCGGCUUACUCGCCUCAAGCUCAAAGCUACUCUCCUACGAGUCCGACGUACUCUGCAUCUUCACCAACUUAUGAGACUGAUGAAACUUAAAUUUUAAAUUAUCAUUUUUGAUAACUUCUUAUGAU
Messenger RNA from Trichogramma pretiosum, 5812 nucleotides. It is a transcript of the gene RpII215, whose product is annotated as DNA-directed RNA polymerase II subunit RPB1-like. The coding region runs from base 141 to 5777 and encodes 1878 amino acids. The record is from RefSeq and is a predicted model, not a curated record. Gene Ontology annotation, biological process: transcription by RNA polymerase II. Gene Ontology annotation, molecular function: DNA binding. The transcript has 3 exons. Lineage: Eukaryota; Metazoa; Arthropoda; Insecta; Hymenoptera; Trichogrammatidae. Gene Ontology annotation, cellular component: RNA polymerase II, core complex.